AUCUCUCUCCCUCCUCUCGGCCCCCUCCCUCUCUUCUCCUGCUCCUGCUCCUUCUCUGCUCUGUCCUGGACAGGAAGUGAGUGUGUGUGUGUUGUGACUUGACUUGCUGCUGCCGUCUCUUCGCUGCCUGUGCUAUGCUCUUUAUGAGGGAGAGAGACAGGAAUGCUCUCCACCACACUGACUAGCCUUGGAGGGUAUUACUGGUGGAGACCAACUGACCAAGAGCACUGCUGCCUCUGUCAGUACUGCCAAUAUUGCCGGUGCGGGUGCCGGGGCCGAUGCCACUGCUGCUGUUGUCCUUGAGUGUCUGCGGUGUGCAGCGGAUGUCCUCUACUGUGCUCUCGGUUUUCCCGCCCUGCACUCUUAUAUUCUCUUGGGCUCGGCUCGCGUCCUGAUCGUCUCUCUGUGUGCCGCUCGGCUGUGGAGCCUGCAGAGUGUGGUACAGUUAGCUCUCUGCACAGAACAAGGGAGCUUGUCGGACUGCGUGCGAGAGAGGUGUAGGUUGACAAGGGGGACAUGGCUGGCAAGAUAUCCAAAGAGGAGCUGGAGGAGCUGAGGGAGGCCUUCGGCAAAGUGGACCUGAACGGCAAUGGCUUCAUCUGUGACUACGAGCUGCACGACCUCUUCAAGGAGGCCAACCUGCCGUUGCCGGGAUACAAGGUGCGCGAGAUCAUCCAGAAACUCAUGACCGACGGCGACAAGGACAAAGACAACAAGAUCAACUUCGAUGAGUUCGUCUCGAUCUUCCAGGAGCUGAAGAGCAGUGACAUUGCCAAGAGUUUCCGCAAGGCCAUCAACAGGAAGGAGGGCAUCCUGGCCAUCGGGGGCACCAGUGAGCUGUCCAGCGAGGGCACACAGCACUCCUUCUCAGAGGAGGAGCGGUUUGCGUUUGUCAACUGGAUCAACACGGCGCUGGAGAAGGAUCCCGACUGUGGGCACGUGCUCCCCAUGAACCCAAUCACAGACGACCUCUUCAAAGCAGUCGGAGACGGCAUCGUACUCUGUAAAAUGAUCAACCUGUCGGUUCCCGACACCAUAGACGAGAGGACCAUCAACAAGAAGAAGCUGACGCCGUUCACAAUACAGGAGAAUCUGAAUCUGGCGCUGAACUCUGCGUCGGCCAUCGGUUGCCACGUGGUGAACAUCGGAGCGUUCGACCUGCGGGAAGGGAAGCCCCAUCUGGUGCUGGGCCUCCUCUGGCAGAUCAUCAAGAUUGGCCUCUUCGCAGACAUCGAACUCAGCCGCAACGAAGCGUUGGCGGCGCUGUUGCGCGAGGGCGAGACCCUUGAGGACCUGAUGAAACUCUCUCCUGAGGAGCUGCUGCUGCGCUGGGCCAACUUCCACCUGGAGAACGCCGGCUGGAGCAAGAUCAACAACCUCAGCUCCGACAUCAAGGACUCCAAGGCCUAUUUCCACCUGCUGAACCAGAUCGCCCCCAAGGGACUGAAGGAGGAUGAGGAGCGCAUCGACAUCGACAUGAGCGGCUUCAAUGAGAAGGACGACCUGAAGAGGGCGGAGGCCAUGUUGGUCCAGGCGGACCGUCUGGGCUGCCGGCAGUUUGUCACCGCCACCGACGUGGUGGCCGGCAACCCCAAGCUCAACUUGGCCUUCGUGGCCAAUCUCUUCAACAAGUACCCCUCCCUCACCAAGCCCGAGGGACAGGACAUCGACUGGAGUCAGUUGGAAGGUGAGACCAGAGAGGAGAGAACCUUCAGGAACUGGAUGAACUCGCUGGGUGUGAACCCUUACAUCAACCAUCUCUACGGUGACCUGAUGGAUGCUCUGGUCAUCCUUCAGCUGUAUGAGAGGAUUAAGGUACCAGUGGACUGGAACACCAAAGUCAACAAGCCCCCAUAUCCCAAACUGGGGGCCAACAUGAAAAAGCUAGAGAACUGCAACUAUGCGGUGGAGCUGGGCAAGACCAAGGCCAAGUUCUCGCUGGUGGGCAUCGGGGGGCAGGACCUGAACGACGGCAACCCCACCCUCACCCUGGCACUCGUCUGGCAACUCAUGAGGAGAUACACUUUGAAUGUAUUAGAGGACCUGGGACCUGAAGGCGAGAAGGCCAAUGAUGACAUCAUCAUCAACUGGGUGAACAAGAUUUUGGCCGAGGCCGAGAAGUCAACCAAAAUAUCAAGCUUCAAGGACAAGGAGAUCAGUACCAGUCUGCCCGUGCUGGACCUGAUCGAUGCCAUCCAGCCCGGCAGCGUCAGCUACGACCUGGUCAAGACGGGCACCCUGUCUGACGAGGACAAGCUGGAAAACGCCAAGUAUGCUGUAUCUAUGGCUAGGAAGAUCGGCGCUCGUGUGUAUGCCCUGCCUGAGGACCUGGUAGAGGUCAAGCCCAAGAUGGUCAUGACUGUGUUCGCCUGCCUGAUGGGGCGUGGCAUGAAGAGGGCGUAACCAUGACAACACACCCGCACCAGCCAAUCAAAACCUUCGUCAUCACCUUUUGCUGGUUAAAAGGCUUUUGGUUUAAAAGAAAGAAAGAAAACAGUUAACACAGCCAUACUAAUAAAACAAAGCAAGUGUAAUGGCAAGAGAUGUUACAUUUAAGAAUGAUGUUUAAAUGUUUUUGCCAAUAGGAGAGAUGUUGGAGGGAGGGGGUUUGGGAGGUGUAUUGUCAAUCGACUACAGAAGGUCAUUUAAUUUUCCUCCCCGUGGACGACAAAAAAAAUGGUUAUGAUCUUUUAAAGGUACAUGUAAUAAGAUCACUUGCAAAAGACGCAGAAAGCAAUUGCAAAAAUGGGAAAUGUCAACCAAAAAAACACCUUACUUAGCAUUAUACCUUAACAUAUCUGCAUUUGGAUUCAAGCCAUGUCAGGUGAAACAAAACAAAAACAAAAAAAAGACAAAAAAGUGAAUGCAAUGUAUAUUUUUUUAUUUGCAUAUUUGUGUUUAUGGAGUUGCGUUGGUGUUUUGGGAUGUUGUGAUGGACCACUCCUCACUGUGGGAGACGUGACUAGAGGGGGGGAGGAGAAACCCUACAGGCUACAUGCAGUAUUGCUUUCCGCUUGCAGUACAGCUGUGCAGUGCAACUCAUGGCUUUUUGUAUGGGACCAUUGAAUCUUGAUGCUUAUUUUCCUAGUUUUUUAUAUAUAUAGAUGUAUAACGUACAUAUGAACCAAUUGAAAGUACAUACAUUCAUUCAUACAUACAUACAUGCAUUCGUUCAUACAUACAUUCUGUGCUGGUAGAAGCUUUAAACAUUCCACAAUAUGGGAACUCAUUGAAGAAUACGCCAUUAUGUCCAUAUAGUUAAGCAUUUUUCAGAAUGAGGAUGGUCCAAAAAAGAAAACUAUGCAUGAACAAUCUUUUUUAUGGUGGAUAUUAUUUAAAAUGAAACACUCCAUGAAUUCUGAGAACGAGGCAACAGCUUUAGAAAACAAGACCCACCAGUUACAGUAGCUGUCAUGUUUGACAUCCAGUCACAGUGCGGGGGAAAGGGUGGACAAUGUUGACCAUAGAUACAGAACACUAGAUGCCGUGUUCAGCCCUUUGGCGUGGUCCAACCUAGGGCGCCGCCAUCUUGGUCAGGUAUCCUAUGUUUUUCAUAGAUGUUGUUUUACCGCCACCCACAGGAUAAUACGUGUAUCGCCUCAUCACCGAUAGCAGCUUUAUACCUGUCAAACAUGGCGGCGAUCUGACUAUGAGCUAUUCGGUGGUCAACGACGCGGCAUCGUGUUCUAUAUCUAUGAGUGAUAAAGCUGGUAGCCAUCUUGUGUACUUGUCAUCAUUAUUAUGUUCUUCGUGUUUAGUUACACGUCCAUUACAAGCAAAAAAAAAACAUGGAGGGGGAGAAACUGGAAUGGUUGGGCCUUAACUGCUGCAGCAUUAUAUUACUAUGGUCUGAAUGGGACAAUUUCAAGCCAAAAAGAAAAAUCCUUAUGUUGUACACAAUGUCUAUAAUGAAGAUCCAACCAACUGCGGAAAAUAAAGCAAACCCAAUGCUGUUCAUAGUAA
Molecule: messenger RNA, 3963 nt
Organism: Engraulis encrasicolus (European anchovy)
Lineage: Eukaryota; Metazoa; Chordata; Actinopteri; Clupeiformes; Engraulidae
Gene: pls3
Product: plastin 3 (T isoform)
Exons: 16
Coding region: 517-2403 (628 amino acids)
Biological process (GO): actin filament bundle assembly; actin filament network formation
Cellular component (GO): actin filament; actin filament bundle; cytoplasm
Molecular function (GO): actin filament binding; calcium ion binding
Source: RefSeq, a predicted model, not a curated record